Molecule: messenger RNA, 1050 nt
Organism: Betta splendens (Siamese fighting fish)
Lineage: Eukaryota; Metazoa; Chordata; Actinopteri; Anabantiformes; Osphronemidae
Product: mucin-2-like
Exons: 6
Coding region: 1-906 (301 amino acids)
Biological process (GO): positive regulation of ERK1 and ERK2 cascade; T cell activation; interleukin-15-mediated signaling pathway
Cellular component (GO): external side of plasma membrane; membrane raft
Molecular function (GO): MHC class II protein binding; protein tyrosine kinase binding
Source: RefSeq, a predicted model, not a curated record
AUGAUCUAUGAUCAGCAUCAAUGUGACAAAACUGAUUGGCUGUUUGUUGGAUUAGGACGUUCACCAGCAGUUUCACUGUUUGAAUAUGGAAAGAUUAAAGGAGCAGCUGCAUUUAAACCAGUCAGACUGAGAGUUACAGAGAAAUGUUCUCUGGUUGUAGAGAAGGUCACACAUCAGCAUGAAGGUCUUUACGUCUGCAGACAGUUUGAUGGAUCAGAACAAAUAGGUGGAGAUGCUCACGUUGACUUGUCUGUUGUUUCCAACUCUGAACAUCAGAACACAGAUGAGGUGACUUUAAGCUGCUCUGUGCAGAGAUAUGGUUCAUGCAGACACACAGUGAAGUGGCUGAAAACUAACACACAGUCACAGAGUGACUGUUCUGCUACUGUGACGUUCACCACAUCUCAGCUUCAGACGCUUUCAGACUCACUGACGUGUGAAGUGACCGAUGAUGACGGGAGGAAGCAGACGUUUCCCUUCAGACGAUCAGCGACUGCUACUGAACCAACACCUUCAGAACCCUCAGACGUGGUCUCCUCCACCAGCGCUACUAAACCACCACCACCAACAACAACAACACCAACCACCGAGCCUCCACCUCCAGAACCCUCAGACGUGGUCUCCUCCACCAGCAGACGUGACCCAACCAAACCACAGGGCGACACAACAGGAACCAAAGCAUCAGCAGAGACAACCAGCACCGACCCAGACCCUCACACAGGUUUCCCUCAUGUGCUGAGGUCCAUCAUGGUGUCUGUGGCUUUAGCAGCGCUGAUCAUUUCUGUUGUUACCGUCAACAUGUGGACGAGAACUAAAGGGAACAAGAAGCAGAUGGAAGAAAUCUGUGUGUGUGAUGACGAUGAAGUGAACUAUGAGAACGACGGAGUCUCGUCUGCUUCAGUCUGACGUUUUUUUUUUGCCUCUGUUUAUUUCUUCUUACUAUUAUUAUUAUAGUCGCUCUAAAGGCUGAAACUUUUACCUAAAUACAUUGCAACAGAAGUUUUCACAAAAUGUUAAACGGUUAUAAAGAAUAAAACAAGACACAGUUGA